CAUCAUUGGAGAUCCUCAGCCGGAAGACUUGGCUCUGCAAGUGGCUGCUGUGCAGGUCUCUGAGGGAUCUGCUUCCGCAGACAUGGACAGUGGAAACAGCGCUCGGGGUCGAGGAUCCAGACAAAGCAAAGGGUGGAGGAAACGCUCAGACCAAUGGAGUGGGCCACCUCGCUGAGGAUCCCAGCAGCAUCCAGACGAGCACAAGCAGCAUGACGAAGAAGGUGGGCCCGAGGCCCAAACUUUCCAACAGGAAGCUGUCCCUCCAAGAACGUUCCUCCGGGAAUAACCUCGCUGCCCGUGGGGACCUACCAAGCUACUCCUACUCAACUGGACCUCUGUCAUCGGGAAGACGACUAACAAAUGAAUCUAGCCGGGUCAAUAUGGCUGACUCCCAGGACUCUGUGCGUUUGAACCAAUAUAAGCUGAAGACUGAGAUUGGCAAGGGAUCCUAUGGAGUCGUGAAGCUGGCCUACAAUGAAAAUGAUGACAAGCAUUAUGCCAUGAAGGUACUUUCCAAAAAGAAGCUGAUGAAGCAGCAAGGAUUUCCACGUCGCCCCCCACCCCGGGGAUCGAAGCCCCCAUCUGGAGAGCAGCCCAAGGCUCCAGCACCCCUGGAGAGGGUCUACCAGGAGAUAGCCAUCCUGAAGAAACUUGACCACCCCAACAUUGUGAAGCUGGUGGAGGUUCUGGAUGACCCCUCUGAAGAUAAUCUUCACAUGGUGUUUGAGCUCAUGAGCAAAGGUCCUGUGAUGGAGGUGCCAACUGAUAACCCAUUCUCGGAGAAGCAGGCACAUUUCUACUUCAGAGAUAUCAUCUUGGGCAUUGAAUAUUUGCAUUACCAGAGGAUCAUCCACCGCGAUAUCAAACCGUCAAACCUGCUGCUGGGAGACAACGGCCACAUCAAAAUUGCCGACUUUGGAGUCAGCAACCAGUUUGAGGGGAACGAUGCCUUGCUGUCCAGCACAGCUGGGACCCCGGCAUUCAUGGCACCGGAGACGCUGUCCGAGACCAGGAAGAGCUUUCACGGGAAGGCAUUGGAUGUCUGGGCUAUUGGAGUAACAUUGUACUGCCUGGUCUUCGGUAAGUGUCCGUUCAUGGAUGACUACAUCCUGGCACUCCACACCAAAAUCAGAAACCGGCCUGUGGAGUUCCCUGAGAGACCGGAAAUCAGUGAGGAUCUGAAGAACCUGCUUCUCCAGAUGUUGGAUAAAAAUCCUGACACCAGAAUUACAAUUCCUCAGAUAAAGGUUCAUCCGUGGGUGACGAGAAAUGGGACCGAUCCUCUUCCACUGGAGGAGGAUCACUGCAGCGAGGUGGAAGUCACUGAGGAGGAGGUGAUGAACUCAGUCAAGUUAAUCUCCAGCCUCUCAACUGUGAUCCUGGUGAAGGCCAUGCUACGGAAGCGAUCCUUUGGAAACCCCUUUGAGUUCCAGAGCAGGAAGGAGGGAAGGUCCAUGUCGGCACCGGGAAACCUCCUGAUGGACAAGAGCUUGUUUCAGUAUUCCUCAAAAAGGCACUCUUCGUUAAGGAAGCAGGUGAGUGGGGAAGCGGGGAAGGACAGCGAGCUGCCGGAUGUGUGCGAGGAUGAGGCGAUCUCCUGAGAGCCCAGAGCUUGUGCAUGCUGCAUUCAGUCCGUCCCACGCUCGUAUUCGAAAUGUCUUCACUCCUCAUUCCCACGCGGCCUUCCAUGGACUAAAGCUUCCGAGAAACCCGAGAGAGGUUCUGACCAACCGGCAGAUGUGUACACGAGGACGAGGCGAGGAAGUAAAGUGAUCCCCGUUCUCGAAAGUGCCUCGCUGGACGAGAUGGCACCUCAUGGGGCGUGUCGCUGUGGGAGGUCAGUGUGUUCACCACCCGCCCUAUUUCGGCCCCCUGUGAACUGUCCUGUGAACUGCCUCCGGGCUGCAGAGUGAACCUCCCUCAUCAGCUCUCCUCUGCCGGACAGAUGCCCUGGAUUGGGACGAGCCUGCAGCUUCAGUACAGGUGACGGGUACCAGGAACCAACUUACACUGUCAGCUGCGUGUCACGUGGCCCUGUACUGGUGAGGUGCAGGCUGCUCCCUGUGAUCCUUUCAGGGUGAUGUGCAGUGACCAAGACUCUCCCCAAAGUCAGAGUUGAGUUUAUUGUCAGAUGCACGAGUCCAUGUGUGCACAGGUGCAAUGAAAAACUUACUUGCAGCAACAUCACAGGCACAGAGCAUCAGAGACACAACAUUCACAAGAAAAACAUAAAAUAAACUUAAAUUAUACAAGAAAGAACACAAUUGGAACAAAAAAACAAAGUCCAUUGUAGUGCAAAGUGGCCAUAGUGCUGCUGUACUGAGGCAGUGAUUAGGGUUGUGCAGGUUGGUUCAAGAACUGAAUGGUUGAAGGGAAGUAGCUGUUCCUGAACCUGGUGGUGUGGGACUUCAGGCUUCUGUACCUCCUGCCCGAUGGGAGCUGCGAGAAGAUGGCAUGGCCCGGAUGGUGGGGAUCUUUGACGGUGGAUGUUGCCUUCUUGAGGCAGUGCCUCCUGUGGAUACUACCGAUGGUGGGGAGGGAUGUGCCCAUGAUGUAUUGGCUAACACCCCCGACAUCUGUCCCCUGAAUUAAUUUUGUUAGUGACAUAAUUUAGCAAAUUGUCCAGCAGAUUAACGAAGCAGAUAAGUUAGCAUUAUCUUAACGAUUUGGCUGAUUUGGUGACUGAUUCCCAACUUGCUGGCAUGCUCGGGUUCCCGGCGGAGUUACAGAGACGUGGGAGUGGUGAUCCCAGCAGGUGUACUGGGGCCGGGCAGAGGACCAGAGGGUCAGUCAGAGUUCCUGGGCUCGAGGGAAGGGCCCUGGAGCACCGUGGGGGCCCGAGUGUAGGCAGGAGGAGAUGUGUCUGCUUGGUGUCAGGAGGCUGUGGCACCUUGCCCACUGGGUCACCAGACCAGAGAGACGCCUACUCUCCCUCCAGGGGUCUAUCAGGUGUGGGUGUUUAUUCCCUCACUGGCGAGGAAUGGGGUGGAGGAGCAUUCUGGCCCGUCACUCCUCACUUCUCUGGGGGAGCAGGCACGGUAGGGACACCUCCUGGAUCCCCAGGAAUCCAGAGGCAGAGGAGAAAGUCACAGGGGAGAGGAGGGGGGCAGUUUGUCUACAACAUCCAAGGGGAAUGAGGAGGCUGACCCUGUCACUGGAACUGCCCUGUGGCUAAAGGCCUGACCCCGUGUGUGCCUGUGGACUCCACCAGGGUCAGUGGAGGUCAGUGAGUGGAUCCCAACACUGAGACCAGAGCAUAACCCCACACCAUCGUGUCCUUGGGACCACACCGCCUGACAGGAACAGACAGACCAAAUGGAGGGAUCUCGCUCUGGCUGAGGUUCCCUGACAACUCUGUACAGUUCACUCUUGCUUCCUGAUCCUGAAUACAGUGUACUGUCUCACAGUGUCACACAGUUUACAGUCACACUGUAGAGUCGUAAGUGUGCAGUCACACUGUGAAGUCACACAGUUUGUAAUCAUACUGUACAGUCACAUUGUAGAGUUACACUGUUUACAGUCACAGCAUAAUCACACAGUUUACAGUCAUAUAGUGUAAUUACAUUGUUUGUAGGCACACAAUAUGGUCACACAGUUUACAGUGUCUUGGAGUUUACAGUCACACAGCAUUGUCACACAAUUGUCACACAAUUUAGAGUCACACUGUGUAACCACACGGUUUACAGUCACACAGUUUACAGUCACACUACAUAAUCACAUUAUUUAUAGUGUGUUCACAGCACGUUCACACAACUAACAGACACACAUUAUACUCACAUGGCUUACAACCGCACCGUAUUGUCUCCCAGUUUACAGUUGCCCAGCUUACAGUCAGACUGCAUUGUCACGUAGUUUAUAAGUUACAUUGCAUUGUCACAGUGCACAGUUACAGUGUAGUCACAGUUUAGAGUCACACAGAAUAAUCACAUAGUUCAUAGACAUACAGUGUAGUUUAACAGUGUACUGUUACACGGCAUUGCCUCAGAGUUGCCAGACACACAACAUCAGUCUACAGUCACACAGCAUUAUUAAACACUUUAUAGUCACACGGUCUAGAAUCACAGCAUUGUUUGACAGUUUACGGUUAUACAGUGACCUCACACAGUCACAUAAACAGUUAUACAAUAGCGUUUCGUUGCUCGGUCUGUAGGUACAUGACGUACAGUCACACAACCUACAACCACAGCAUUUGCAGUCAGUCAGCAUCAUGGUUACAGUCAUACAUGCAGAAACAGCCUCGCACCAGUUCAAGUCACAUAAGUUACAGCCAGGUAGCAUACAGUGACAGUUUUCAGUCACAUAUUUUACUAUCACUGUGCAGUCACCAUACAGUCACACAGUUAAUGGUUUACAGUUUACUGUCACACUUUACAAUACUGCAGCAUACAGUCACAGAGUUUGCAGUUACACAACUGUCAAACUACAAGUGCUACGGCCUACAGUCAAAUAGUUGAUAGAGUGCAGUCAGCAUUCACACUCACAUUGCAGAGAGCCACAGUAUGCGGUCACAGUUGGGGCAGCAGUAGGUGUGGAUAUAGUAGGCUGUAGGGCUUGUUUCUGUGCUGUAGACCCUCUAUCCCUAUGAGAGUACAGGCAAACAGUGUGCUGUCACACACACAGCAUCACACCCAUACAGUUAGAGUUCAAGUCACACAAGGUACAAUCACAGUUUACACUCCCAUUGCCACCAGUAUUUAAUAUUGGCCAUCUAAUUUUCAAUAUAUUAAACAGUUCCUGACAAAAUAUCUAGAAUGAUUUGUAGAAAUUAUCCUUAUCGUUCUGCGGAAUGCACAGUGGUGCAGCGGGUAGUGCAGGGACCAGGUUCAAUCCUGACCUCCGGUGCUUCCGGGGCACUUUGCCUGUGUAUGGAUUUCCGCAGGGUCGGCAGCCUUCUCCCCGUCCCUGAGAGAGUGGGACUGAAGGGAUUGGUGUGGUUUGGACCCAGUGCGUCGAGUAGCCUCCUUCUGCGCCAUAAUAAGUAAGGUGGGGUGAGAAAUAUUGAUUGUGGUUCUCACAUCUUGUUUACACAUGAAAGAGGCUCCCCACUGACUCCCGCCACACACCGAGCAGCCACUACUCAGAUACAGGACCAAGACAGAAGAGACUGCAGGUGCUGAAAUCUAGAACAAAAAAACAGAAUGCUGGAAGAACUCAGCGGGUCGAUCAGCAUCUGUGGAGGCAAAUGGUGAUUAAAGACAAAAGAGACCCAAAAACGUCAGCUUACACCUUUUGCCUCCACAGAUGCUGCUCGACCCGCUGAGUUCUUCCUGAGUUCUGUUGUUUUGACUCGGGUGUAGGAAGAGGCCAGUCAGCUGCCCAGAGUUCCUCCGUCCUUCCUGGGGCCCCUGGGUGAGAACGUGCUACAUUUUUCACCACCCUUUGAAGAAUGCUUUCUGAUUUCUCACCGUAGUAAAGUUCUGCUUGUGUGCUUGUUCUAAAUCCUCUAGUGCCAUUUCUGAGGGCCAGUCUCCCGAAUGGCUCCAAUCACCGAACCAUCGAUUCCUCAAUUGUAUAAUAUAAACAGAAAACACUCAACUGGUCAGGCAGCAUCUGUGGAGAGAUGACAGGUGAUAGUUUGGAUCUGUAGCGUUUGAGAUCUGAUGUAGGCCUGCAGACUCGAAAUGUUUUUUCCCACAGGUGCUGCCAAGAUUGACUGUAUAAAGCAAUGUUUUCAGAGCUUUGUGGUUGACUUUCCAGAGUGAGACACGCUGGUGUGAGUGGUGGGAAAUGUGACAGGCCCUGAGGCCUAGUGGCCAUGCAGGAGGGCAUCAAUCACCACUCCCUGCGGAACCUGGCGGGACCAGGUUAUCCCGGGAUCCUUUUCACCCCCUACAGGGAUCCGAGACCCUCAUCCACCGCCCCACGAUCUCCAGCCUGACUCUGAACUGGUGAUCAACAUAAACACCUCCAUGUCCAACUGAUCUAUGAAAUCUUACCUCCAGCCCCAACACUGGGCUCUGAACUCCUAACUCCAUUACUGGCUGGAUAUAAACAGUGAAGGGCAGAUAUUUUAGCAGCUUUGGGAAACAGAGGAAUCCAGGAGUGCAAGUCCAUAGCUCCCUGAAAAUGGCGACACAGGUAGUGAAAAAGGUGUUUAGGUUGCUUGCCUUCAGAGAUGGGGUAUUGUGUAUGAGUCAGGACAUUGCGGUGCAGCUGUACGGGACAUUGGUGAGGCCACACUUGGAGUAUUGCGUGCAGUGUGGUCACCGCUCUGUAGGAAGGAUGUGGUGGUGCCAGAGUACAGGAGGGAUUCACGAGGAUCUGGACUGGAAUGGAAGGCUUUAGUGACAAGGAGGCUGGGUUUGUCCUGACUGGAGUGCGGAGGCUGAGGGGUGACCUUUUGGAGGUUUAUAAAAUUAUGAGGGGCAUUGAUAGGAUGAAUGGUCACAGUCUGUUGUACUCCAGUCCUCUCGAAAUGAAUGGUAACAUUGCACUUGCCUUCCUUACUACCGACUCAACCUGCAAGUUAACCUUUAGGGAAUCCUGCACUAGGAUUCCCAAGUCCCUUUGUACCUCUGAUUUCUGAAUUCGCUCCCCGUUUAGAAAAUAGUCCACACCUUUAUUCCUUCUACCAAAGUGCAUGACCGUACACUUCCCUACGCUGAAUCCAUCUGCCACUUCUUUGCCCAUUCUCCCAAUCUGUCCAAGUCCUCCUGCAGACUCCCUGCUUCCUCAACAUUACCUGCCCCUCCACCUGUCUUUGUAUCAUCUGCAAACUUGGCCACAAAGCCAUCAAUUCCGUCAUCCAGAUCAUUAACAUAUAACAUGGAAAGUAGCAGACCCAACACCGACCCCUGUGGAACACCACUAGUCACCGGCAGCCAACCAGAAAAGGUCCCCUUUAUUCCCACUCUGCUUUCUGCCAGUCAGCCAAUCUUCUAUCCAUGCUGGUACCUUUCCUGUAACACCAUGGGCUCCUACCUUGUUUAGCAGCCUCAUUGCAGCACCUUGUCGCCAGGCUUUCCUCAGUCCGUGAACUGAAUUAAGGGAUGUGCUUGCUCACUAGAAAAAUCAGCUGCAUCCAGAGAAACCAUCAGGUGUAAUUCAUCUUUAAACUCCUUUGGGUUAGAGCUUUCAUUCUUUGCAGAUGAGGACUAAAUCAUACUUUCAGUUGGCAAAACUCCCCUCUGUCCGUCCCCUUUAAUUAAAGGCAGGGUCAAGUAACUAACUCUCACAGUGGCUGUGGGUACAGUCCAGCUUCACUUGCUGCCCUGGAUGGCAACACCAUGCAGCCCGGUGAGAGGUUUGGAGGUAAGAGUGGCCUUGUUGGUUAACGGCCCAGCAUGGGGUUAGGAGCUGCAGUUCUGAAUGUGACCGCGCGAGGAGAUGCGAGUGGUUGAGACACCUGAGCCGUGCAUGGGGAAAUGCAUUGCAGGUUGGAACCACUGCACUGCGGAGGUGCAGGCUGGGAAAUGGGCUUGGGUCUCCUUGUUCAUCGACAUGUUUCGAGAGGUCAGGAGGGGAACACGAGGAAGGCUAUUUCAAGGUGCUGUGGGUCACUCUGGAAGUUCCAGGUUUCAUGCUUGUGCCUGAUGUGAUCUCUGGCUAAUUGCCCUGUUUCUCUUCCAUGCCCGUUCUGCCGAGAGGUGUGGUGGGUUGGUACCCAGACCAGGAGCAACCAGAGUCCCAGCAUGACGGUCCCAUACUUCCACCACAGUGGAACGGGACUCCACCCUGUCCCAGCCUUUCACACCACCUGCCCUGGUACAACCCUGUCAGUCUGUCCCCUGCCCCUGCAACCAGGGCCCACCCACGGCCCAGUGCUUUCCCGAGGCCCCCACCUGACCACCUACCUGAUGACCACCUCAGUGUCCCACCACACCCUCAAUCACAGCGCUGGCCCCAGGCCUGCACUAGACCACAGCCUUUGGCCCCCUCUCCCCACCACCCCGUUCCAGCGGGCACUGUCUGUGGGCAGGCUGGGGGACUUGUACAUCACCGCCUCACACAUCUGGAGUACACAGCUGGCGAUGAGAGUUCCUGGGCUGCAGUCUCUGCCUUGGUUGCCCACAACCUCUAACUCGUUGUUGGUGGGCUGCGUCGUUGUACCUCCUCCAGCCCCUGGUGGCAUUGGCAGCCCAGCAGGUACCUGGUGGGAUUUGUCACUGUCGCCCAGCAGGCACUGCACGGAUCACCAACAGUCGUCCAUCUGAGAGUGCAGCCCCACAGUAACAUGCCUGGCCUUCCACGCAUGGCCCAUCCUUGUAUUGUACCCAGCAUGGCAACCGAGGUUAAAUGAUGCGUCUACGUCCUAUUGAAAUGCGGCACUGAAUGUCUCUUCUGGCAGUUAACCUCUCAGUGACCAGGUCGGUUUGUGUGGCUGAUGAGGCAUGUGUGCUGUUUAACUUCCAGCCCUCUGCCUUUGGUCAGCGGUGUUAAAUCACUGAAAAGUCUCCUGUGGCUUUUUAACUUUGAUGUAGUCAGAUUAUCACCGUGUCAUUGUUCCACUGCAUCUGGCUGGAAUGUAAAGCUCAGUGUUUGCUGUGUCUAAUGGGUGUUACAUGAAGUACACUGUUUCGACUAUAUCUUAUGCAUGGUGCAACUGAACUUAGUCUGGGGAGAGAUGCAAUUGUUACUCUGUAUAUAUGUAUUAAUAUAAAGAGCAUAUUUUUUGCAUGCUUUUCUAUUCUAGAGAUAAGUUAAAAAGGAUCUUCAGUAAGUUACUCAUAAUGAGCAAUGAUGGACUCAACUGAUUGGAUAACUGCAUAGAAAGCAAGAUUACUGUAAAUUUCAAGUUCAAUAAAACCUGCUAUAUCCCAGA
This is a messenger RNA of Pristis pectinata (smalltooth sawfish), 8761 nucleotides long. It is a transcript of the gene camkk1a, whose product is annotated as calcium/calmodulin-dependent protein kinase kinase 1, alpha a. NCBI's taxonomy places the organism in Eukaryota, Metazoa, Chordata, Chondrichthyes, Rhinopristiformes, Pristidae. Gene Ontology annotation, molecular function: ATP binding; protein kinase activity. The coding region runs from base 210 to 1601 and encodes 463 amino acids. Gene Ontology annotation, biological process: CAMKK-AMPK signaling cascade; activation of protein kinase activity; protein phosphorylation. The record is from RefSeq and is a predicted model, not a curated record. The transcript is spliced from 16 exons.